CACUGUAUUAAACGGGUAUUCGAGCGUAGAAUUAUUAUUUUUUUAAACACCACCGGGAGUUCCGGGUUGCGCCAGCGGACGUUAGCAUUAGCACGCUAGGAUAAUGUUGCUAACAAGACAAUCAAACAAACACUACUGUAGUUUAUUCCGCUAAACAUUAGGCAAAUAUAGCGCUAGAGAAUUUCCCUUCCUCCAGCGGCGCUGUAUUAGAGACAUUACGGUUUAUAGUCGUAGUAAAUGAUUCGCUCUAACAGUUCUCUAAAGUUAACCCUAAGUUACGUCAUGUGUGGUGUAUAAGCGCACGAGACAGGUGAUCUCUCAGCCCCAGGUAGUGAGUGCACUCAGGAGGGAACACCAGGCAGGUUUGGGACCCAGCCUGAGAGAGAGUUAGUUUUUUUUCCUGAUCAUGAAGCAGUUCCUCUGUGCUUCUCCUCCACAGCACUGUGCACCAGAGAGCCUCAGACAGUCUGAUGAUUAUCCCCAGAUGACCGACAUCAUCAUCAUCACCCCGUAUCUGGUCUGGUCGGGUCUGAUCUGAUCCGGUAACCUGUUCCUGUGACACGCCCGCCAGUCCAGGUUCUUAUCGUCUGUGCAGAAACUCUGCUCUUGGUGAGAUACCUGCUGGGUUCAAUAGUCGAGGCUCAUCAAUUCACCCACUUCCUGCCACGAGACCCCCAUCUAAUCUUAAGCCCUGAGUAACAGGGAAGGAAACAUUUCUCCAUCCCUCAGUCUGGUUCUCAGGCCCAGCAGUGAUAACACACAUCUCCUUAGCACGUCUGCAGAACUCCCGAUUCCACCCUGUCAAAGAUCUGCGCUGUGGUCGAGUCUUCUGGAGAACCGGGUUCCUGCUCUGAUGGCUCGCCCGUGCCUGAGGCAUUUCCUCGGAUUGUUUAUCCUAACUGUACAAAGUCAGGGCGUUAGAAAAGCCGAAGAUGCCACCAAACCCAACUUCAUACUCAUGAUGGUCGACGAUCUGGGGAUCGGCGAUAUCGGUUGCUAUGGGAACGAUACAAUCAGAACCCCGAACAUCGACAGGCUGGCGGAGGAAGGCGUGAAGCUGACUCAGCACAUUUCCGCCGCUCCUCUCUGCACGCCGAGCCGUGCUGCGUUCAUGACUGGACGUUACCCGCUGAGGUCAGGUUUGGGGAGUAAUGGACGAGCGCAGGUGAUCCUGUUCCUCGGUGCUUCAGGAGGGCUUCCUACCAACGCCACCACGUUUGCCAAACUCCUGCAAAAGCAGGGUUACACCACGGGAAUUGUGGGAAAGUGGCACUUGGGUAUGAGCUGCACGCGCAGAAACGAUCACUGCCACCAUCCCAACAGCCACGGGUUCGACUACUAUUACGGGAUUCCCUUCACCCUGGUUAACGACUGCAAACCCGGAGCCGGCGCGGACAUCCUGCUGGACGUUCAGAGGAAGCUGUGGCACGUUUUCACGCUGUUAGCACUGGCAGUGUUGACCCUAAUCACAGCUCGAAUCACAGGACUCCUGGACAUCGGCUCCCGGGUUCUAGUGUUCCUAGUCGUCGUUUACGUCCUCGGCUUUUUGACCUGGUACAUUCCAUUUGGGUUUCUACGAACCUGGAAUUGCAUCGUCAUGAGGAACCAGGAUGUAGUGGAACAACCGGUGAACCUGGACACGCUCUCUGAUAGGCUAAUGAAAGAGGCGGAGCAGUUUGUUGAGAGGAACCAGGACAGACCGUUUUUGCUGUUUCUGUCUCUGGCUCACGUGCACGUGCCGCUCUUCACCUCCAAACAGUUUGUAGGAAAAAGCCGGCACGGCCUUUACGGAGACAACGUGGAGGAGGUGGACUGGAUGAUUGGCAGAAUGGUGAAGCUGGUCGAGAAGCUGAAUCUCUCUGAAAGGACUCUCAUGUACUUCACGUCUGAUCACGGGGGAGACGUCUGGGUUUCAGAUUCACAAGGACACAUAGGAGGCUGGAACGGAAUUUAUCGAGGCGGUAAAAACGCGGCUGGCUGGGAAGGUGGCAUCCGUGUUCCAGGAAUAUUUCGCUGGACAAAUCGUCUCCCGGCCGGAAAAGUCGUUAACGAGCCGACGAGUCUGAUGGACAUUUUCCCCACGGUAGUGAGUCUGGCAGGAGGAGCGCUUCCUAACGACAGAAUCCUGGAUGGUCAUGACCUGCUGCCGCUUUUGGAGGGAAGAACAACGCAAUCGAAACACGAGUUCAUGUUUCACUACUGCGGUGUUAAUUUGCAUGCGGUCCGCUGGCAUCCCCCUGACAGUGACUCCGUCUUCAAAGUGCACUACUUCACUCCGAACUGCAGUAGCAAGCAGACAUGCCUCUGCCACGGCGAGGUCAACAUACGCCAGGAUCCGCCCCUCGUGUUCGAUUUGACCUCCGACCCCUCGGAGGCGGUGCCCUUGACGGCGGAGACGGAGGCCCGUCACGGCGAGGUGCUGCGGCGCGUGCGAGACGCCGUGCAGGAACACCGGCGGACGCUGACGCUCCCUGAGAACCAGCUGUCGUGGCCGAAGGUGCUGUGGAGGCCGUGGUUACAGCCGUGCUGCGGCGUCUUCCCCUUCUGCUCCUGCUCGGAGACCUAAAGGACUUAAGUGUAGCACAGUCUCCAUGUAGCUUUAAUAAACAUGACAUGACAUGCCGUUCCUUCAGA
Molecule: messenger RNA, 2634 nt
Organism: Clarias gariepinus (North African catfish)
Lineage: Eukaryota; Metazoa; Chordata; Actinopteri; Siluriformes; Clariidae
Gene: arsh
Product: arylsulfatase H
Exons: 13
Coding region: 854-2566 (570 amino acids)
Molecular function (GO): arylsulfatase activity
Source: RefSeq, a predicted model, not a curated record